UACAGGACUGGACUGAGAGAGGCUGGAAAUGAUGGAGUCACUGCUGAGACUUCAUCAUUGAAAUGUAGCCUGCAGGGUACUGCUCGCUUACCAGCGUUCUCCAUGGAUGGGGACUACAUUAUUGGAGGGGCUUUUUCAAUUCACUACAAAGAGAAAAUCAUGAUUCAUGACUACAUCACCAUGCCUGAGCCACCAAGCUGCACAGGCGGCAUUAACAGUCGUGAACUGCUCUUCUCUCGUGUAAUGAUUUUUGCCAUUGAGGAGAUUAACAACAGCACAGAGCUACUGCCAGGCAUCAGGCUUGGUUAUCAGAUCCACGACUCGUGCGCCUCAGUCACCAUGGCUGUGCGCGUGGCAUUUCAGCUCUCCAACGGACAGGACCCUGUGUUUCACACAGGUGAUAAGUGUUCUCAAUCUGGAAUGGUGAUGGGUGUUGUAGCUGAGUCUGGAUCUUCACCAUCCAUCAGCAUUUCACGCAUCAUCAGCUCCUUUAACAUCCCCCAAGUGAGCCACUUUGCCACUUGUGCCUGCCUGUCAGAUAAGCAGCAGUACCCGAAUUUCUUCAGAACUAUUCCCAGCGACCGGUUCCAAGCUGACGUGCUGGCCAAGUUGGUGAAACAGUUUGGCUGGACUUGGAUAGGUGCUGUCCGCUCGGACUCUGACUAUGGCAAUAAUGGCAUGGCGUCUUUUCUUAAAGCAGCAUACAGAGAGGGGAUCUGUGUGGAAUACUCUGAAGCCUUCUACAGGAACGACCCACAAAGCAAGAUCCAGAAAGUAGCUGAUGCUAUCCGCAGGUCUACAGCUAAGGUUGUUGUGGCCUUUGCAGCUACGGGAGACAUGAAGGUCCUGCUGGAGGAACUGGCCCGGGACCCCCCUCCACCUCAUCACUGGAUAGGCAGUGAGUCGUGGAUAGCAGACCCACAAUUACUGAGGUUCAGUUUCUGUGUAGGAGCCAUUGGAGUUGGUAUUCCAGGAUCUGUUAUCCCAGGUCUGAGAGACUUCCUGAUGGAUCUCUCUCCUUCUGAAGUGGCUGCCUCCCCAACACUUACAGAGUUCUGGGAGGAUGCAUUCAACUGCACUCUGGAAAAAAGUGCUGCUGCAGUCAAAAAGGAUUGCGAUGGAACUGAAGACAUAAAUACACUCAAACACCCAUACACUGAUACAUCCCAGUUGAGAAUUACUAACAUGGUUUACAAGGCUGUUUAUGCAAUAGCACAUGCUAUUCACAAUGCAGUGUGUGAGAGAACAAAUUUCACAACCCAGUGCAACAAACACACCAGGUUGGAGUCCAGACAGAUUUUAACUGAGCUGAAGAAAGUCAACUUUUCCCGGAAUGGUUAUGUAGUGUCAUUUGAUGCUAAUGGGGAUCCACCGGCUCUGUAUGAGCUGAUCAACUGGCAGAAGAAUAAGAGUGGAGUUAUUGAGUUAGUGACAGUCGGGUUCUAUGAUGCUUCGAUGCCAAUAGGUCAAGAGUUUCGUAUCAUUAGAAACCUAACCUGGAUGGAUGGUGGCAUGCAAGUGCCGGUAUCAGUCUGCACUGACAGGUGUCUCCCGGGAACUCGUAAAGUGCUGCAGAAAGGAAAACCCAUCUGCUGUUAUGACUGUAAACCCUGUCCUGAGGGAGAAAUUAGUAAUGUUACAGACUCUCCUGAUUGUUUCCCUUGUCCCAGGGAAUUCUGGCCGAAUGCAGAGAAAAACACCUGUUUCCCCAAACCUGUGGAGUUUCUUUCAUUUGAUGAAGUCCUGUCAAUCAUCCUGGCUGUAUUCUCUGUUGGUGGCGCCUGUCUGGCCAUCAUAACAGCAGCUGUUUUCUUUCAUCACAGGACAACUCCCAUUGUUAGAGCCAACAACUCUGAGCUGAGCUUCCUGCUGCUCUUCUCUCUGACUCUGUGUUUCUUAUGUUCGCUGACUUUCAUCGGGGAGCCCUCUGACUGGUCUUGUAUGCUGCGGCACAUAGCGUUUGGCAUCACCUUUGUUCUCUGCAUUUCUUGUGUUCUUGGGAAAACUAUAGUAGUUUUAAUGGCUUUUAAAGCUACGCUUCCAGGUAAUAACAUGAUCAAAUGGUUUGGUCCUCUACAGCAAAGGAUGACUGUAGUUUCUUUCACCUUUAUUCAAGUUUUAAUAUGUACUAUUUGGUUGGCUGUGAGCCCUCCUUUCCCAGUGAAAAAUCUCACUACAUACAGGGAGAAGAUCAUUCUGGAAUGUGCGUUAGGUUCUGCUGUCGGGUUCUGGGCCGUGCUUGGGUACAUCGGUCUGCUGGCUUUCUUCUGCUUUGUGUUAGCUGUCUUGGCUCGGAAACUCCCUGAUAACUUUAAUGAAGCCAAGCUGAUCACCUUCAGUAUGUUGAUAUUCUGUGCUGUUUGGAUCACCUUCAUCCCAGCAUAUGUCAGCUCUCCUGGGAAAUUUACUGUGGCUGUGGAGAUAUUUGCUAUUCUGGCCUCCAGUUUUGGACUAAUUCUGUGCCUUUUUGCUCCAAAGUGUUUCAUCAUAUUAUUUCAGCCAGAGAAAAACACCAAGAAGCAUUUGAUGAACAAAAAUCAAUUGUAGCACAUUAAAACUUUAGAAAUAAUACAAGAAGAUGAUGAAAUGGCACAUUAAAUAUACUGCAGUUUGAUAUGCUUACAUUUAUUGGUCAGCUAAAUUUUUUACUCUAUAUCUUGCUGAGUUAAACACUGCAAUUUAUAAAUGACACUUUCAGCUGUUGUUUUGUCAAAUGUUUUUUU
Melanotaenia boesemani (Boeseman's rainbowfish) is the source of this 2723-nucleotide messenger RNA. Its product is annotated as extracellular calcium-sensing receptor-like. NCBI's taxonomy places the organism in Eukaryota, Metazoa, Chordata, Actinopteri, Atheriniformes, Melanotaeniidae. Gene Ontology annotation, cellular component: membrane. The transcript has 8 exons. Gene Ontology annotation, biological process: G protein-coupled receptor signaling pathway. The record is from RefSeq and is a predicted model, not a curated record. The coding region runs from base 103 to 2547 and encodes 814 amino acids. Gene Ontology annotation, molecular function: G protein-coupled receptor activity.